Octopus sinensis (East Asian common octopus) is the source of this 1636-nucleotide messenger RNA. Its product is annotated as N-fatty-acyl-amino acid synthase/hydrolase PM20D1.2-like. The record is from RefSeq and is a predicted model, not a curated record. The coding region runs from base 57 to 1574 and encodes 505 amino acids. NCBI's taxonomy places the organism in Eukaryota, Metazoa, Mollusca, Cephalopoda, Octopoda, Octopodidae. The transcript is spliced from 11 exons. Gene Ontology annotation, molecular function: hydrolase activity, acting on carbon-nitrogen (but not peptide) bonds, in linear amides. Gene Ontology annotation, biological process: amino acid metabolic process.
AGUUAGUUCCAGAAUUAUUUUUGCUUUAAGCCUAUCUACAUUCAACUUGCUACAAUAUGCUGAAACGAAUUGCAGUAUGUGUGUGUAGCUCAGUGUUAGUUAUUAGCGUUGUUGUUCUAAUUCGCACUUUUACCUUCAAUGUAAAAAAUGACACUAUCAGUCCCUGUCAGCAAACAGAGAAACAUUUGAAGAUUGAUGUUGAAAAAAAUUCACAAAAAAUAGACAUUUUUCGCCAAGCCUUAAGAUUUAAGACCAUUUCUUGGAGUCCUGGUGUUUAUGAAACUGAAGAACUGACUAAGUUCCGUCUUUUCAUCGAGCAAACCUAUCCAACUGUCCACAAGUCACCUUUUGUGAAAUAUGAAGUUGUGGCUAAUUACAGCAUGCUGUAUACUGUUGAAGGAAGUGAUAAAAAACUCUUUCCCUAUUUGUUAACAUCACAUUUAGAUGUAGUUCCUGUGACAGAAAAAAACUGGAAAUUUGAUCCUUUUGCAGCUGAACUCCAUGAGGGUUACAUUUAUGGUAGGGGUGCUAUAGAUGUAAAAGGUAGUGUUAUGGGUAUCAUGGAAGCUUUGGAACAUGCUCUAAAAUCAGGUUUUAAACCCAAGAGAUCUUUCUUCAUUGCAUUUGGACAUGAUGAAGAGGUUACUGGCUAUGAUGGAGCAUAUCAUAUAGCUCAGACUCUUGAAAGUCGAGGUGUUCAGUUGGAAUAUCUAUUGGAUGAAGGCCUCUCAAUAGCCAAAGAUUUUUUUAAAGGUUUACAUCCAGUUGCCAUGAUUGGUGUUGCUGAAAAGGGUCAAGCAAUUGUGAAACUUUCUGUCAAUGGAACAGCUGGUCAUUCAUCAAUUCCUCAUGGUGAAUCUGUCAUUGGCAUUUUGUCUGGUGCUAUACACAGAAUUGAAUCAAAUCCACAACCUGAUUUGUUUGGUACUGGAGUAGAACGAGCUAUUUUUGAACAUCUUGCUCCUAAGUUGCCUUUCCUACCUCGUAUGUUUCUGUCCAAUCUUUGGUUAUUCAGACCUCUUGUGUCAUGGGUUUUGUCUCGCCAACCAACAACAAAUGCUCUUAUCAGGACUGUAAAUGCUGUAACCAGGUUUGAUGCUGGAAUUAAGGAUAAUGUGCUUUCUGAAUCAGCUGAAGCUGUAAUUGAUUACCGCAUCCAUCCUUCACAGACACUUGAACAGGUAUUUGAUUUUCAUCGCAAAAUUAUCAAUGAUGAUAGGGUGAAAACUACCCUUAAGAACUACAUAGCACCUUCUCUUACUUCACCUUAUGAUGAAGCUAGUUUUGGUUACCAUACAGUGAAAAACAGCAUCAGAGAAGUAUUCCCUGAUGUGCUAGUUGUGCCAGGAGUGACAAUCGGCAACACAGAUACUCACCACUAUAAACAUUUGACAAAAAGUAUCUAUCGAUUCAUCCCUGCAGUUUUAACUCCAGAGACUGCAAAUAUGGUUCAUGGAGAUAAUGAAAAGAUAUCAGUAAGGAAUUAUGAAAAAGUUGUCAAUUUUUAUCAUCAUGUAAUUUUGAAUUCAGAUCGUGAUAAAAUGAAUUUUAUUAACAAACAUGCUGAAUUAUAACAAAACAUUUAUUUUUGAAGCAUUUCUUUUUAAUAAACAACACAGAUUUUCUGAAAUAAUAA